Messenger RNA from Syngnathus acus (greater pipefish), 1711 nucleotides. It is a transcript of the gene ackr4b, whose product is annotated as atypical chemokine receptor 4b. The transcript is spliced from 2 exons. Gene Ontology annotation, cellular component: membrane. Gene Ontology annotation, molecular function: scavenger receptor activity; chemokine receptor activity; chemokine binding. Gene Ontology annotation, biological process: immune response; G protein-coupled receptor signaling pathway; chemotaxis. The coding region runs from base 174 to 1289 and encodes 371 amino acids. The record is from RefSeq and is a predicted model, not a curated record. Lineage: Eukaryota; Metazoa; Chordata; Actinopteri; Syngnathiformes; Syngnathidae.
CUAACGGUGGGACGCCCUCCGACAGAGGAGGGAGGGGUGGUGUGCGUGGGGUUUUUUUUUUUGCCCUCCGACAAUUUGCCUCCACAGACACACAAGAAGCGUUGCAGUGUGCGUGAACGUUGGACGUUUGAUUACUGGGCAUCAAAGAGAGCAUAAAAAGAAAGAAGACAAAGAUGGAGGAUUACUAUUACCAUGACGACGAGGACCUCGGCCACAACGACAGCUACGACUACAGCUACGACCACUCGGUCUGCGACAAGGAGGCGGUGCGCUCCUUUGCCGGCGUCUUCCUCCCGGUCAUCUACUCGCUGGCUCUGGUGGUGGGCCUGGCGGGCAACGCCCUGGUGGUGGCGGUGUACGCUUCCCGCUCACGCCUGCGCACUUUCACCGACGUCUGCAUCCUGAACCUGGCCGGGUCGGACCUGCUCCUGCUCGUCACCUUGCCCUUCUGGGCGGCUGACGCCGUUCACGGCUGGAGGUUGGGGCCGGCCGCCUGCAAGCUCACCUCCUUCCUCUACAGCGCCAACUUCAGCUGCGGCAUGCUGCUUCUGGCGUGCAUCGGCGUGGACCGCUACCGGGCGGUGGCUCACGCCGCGGCCGGCAGGUCCGGCAGGGGGGCCCGGCUGCGGAGGCAGUGGAUCCUGGCGUGCUUGGCGCUGUGGGGGGUGGCUAUCUUUCUGGGGCUCCCGGAACUGCUCUUCUCCACUGUCAAGCAUUCCCAUUACAGGAUGUACUGCACCGCCGUGUACCCGGCAAGCAUGGGACGCCCCGCCAAGGCUAGCCUGGAGCUGCUGGAAGUGAGUCUUCGCUUUGCGCUGCCGUUCCUGGUGAUGGCGGUGUGCUACUGCCGGGUGGGCCGGGCCCUGGCCCGAGCGCCCGGGGUGCGGCGGGACAAAAAGUGGCGGGCCUUACGCGUUCUCCUGGCGGUGGUGGCCGUCUUCUUGCUAACGCAGCUUCCCUACAACGUAGUGAAGCUUUGCAGAGCGCUGGACAUCAUCUACAUGCUGGUGACCAACUGCGAGGUCAGCAAGGGCCUGGACCGUGCCUUGCAGGUGACUGAGAGCCUGGCGUUGACCCACGCCUGCGUCAACCCGCUCCUUUACGCUUUCAUCGGGUCCUCCUUCAAGGGCCGCGUCCUCAAAACCGCAAAGCAGCUCGGACGGCGUUUCGGGAGACGCGCCGGACGAGAGGAGGGCGAGCCGGCGGUGGAGAUCUCACUCAACGUGCGCAACCAAAACCGGUCGCAGUCUGGUUCAGAGGAACCGGACACCAGCACAUUCAGCGUGUAAAGGUACGACAACGGCUAGUUGCUAAUCAGCAACAGUUGUAGCGCUUUAGUCCAGAAAAGGAUAAAUACUAUUAUGCUCCCAGAUAGCUGGAGCAACGUGUUCAAGUAAUACAUAAGAGCAGGUAGCCAUAGCUGAAGUGGUAAAGCCCGUACAGUUAACCAUCGCUACAGAUGGGUUUUGAAAACCACACCAGAUGCGCACGUGCAACCACCACUAACAACCCAGGCUGAACUUCUCCCCGGCAUUCCGCUACUCACUCGAGAUGUAUUAGUUACGCAAUACUACUUCCUUUUCAGCCAGGGCUUUGGCGCCAUCUGUAGAGCACGACAGAAAGAGCGCACAAAUUCAUGAAAAAGGUGAAUAGCGAACCGCAAAUAGGAGGGCAGUCAUUGUACACAUGAAUUCUGAUGAUGUCAGAACAC